AUGGCUGGUAACGUAUUACCCAACCUCAAAGGGUGCGUCUGUCUCGUGACGGGUGCCAGUCGGGGCAUCGGCCGUGGCAUCGCACUUGCCCUGGGCGGGUGUGGCGCCACCGUAUAUCUCACUGGUCGCACUCUUAAGCCUAAAGGCGACCCGAAGAAGGGUGAUGUGGGUGGGAGUCUGGAGGAGACGGCUGCCGACGUCACAUCACGUGGUGGGGUGGCUAUUCCCGUGGCCGUGGACCACUCCGAUGACAGCCAGGUGCUGAGUCUCUUCUCACGUAUUCGCUCCGAACAGAAGGGCCGCCUUGACCUACUCGUAAACAACGCCUACUCGGCGGUCAGUUACACUGCGUCACACCUUGGUAAGGGUUACUGGGACCUGGGGGCAGAUGAGACGGCAGCUGCAACAGCCUGGGACAUUGUGAACCGGGUGGGGCUGCGCAACCACUACAUUUGUGCUACUCUGGCUACCAGAAUGAUGCUGGAGUAUCGAGGCGAGUUGAACACCGACAGUGAGAAAGAAACGCAGGUUAGCGGGAAGGAGGAGGAGUCCCGGCCGAGCGACAGUCAGCGUCCGGGCCUCAUCAUUAACAUCUCCUCCCUCGGCGGUCUGAAAUAUGCUUUCAGUGUCGCUUACGGUGUUGGUAGGCCUUGUGAAUUGUUUUAUUUUUUGCAACUCGACAACUGUCUGUUCUUAACUUGCAUUUCCCGAUUAGUACAUUGUUUCCAGCAGCUUGGUGGGCAAGUAGGCCUUGAGGCUUUCCGGAGCUUACUCUUUUCUGGUACUGCAUACACUAGAACCGUGUUUAGGGACCCGGUAGUGUCUUCCACCUCCGCGCCACGCAUGAGGUCACGUGAUUGCAGUUCUCGGCCUGCCUCUGGUACAGCCAAUCACAGAUACUGA
Messenger RNA from Dibothriocephalus latus, 903 nucleotides. NCBI's taxonomy places the organism in Eukaryota, Metazoa, Platyhelminthes, Cestoda, Diphyllobothriidea, Diphyllobothriidae. The record is from the annotation of a GenBank genome assembly.